AUGACUGAAGGCGAUCAAACUUACCUCGAGGGCUGUAAGGAUGAGCACAUGCCUGUUCCCCCAUUCGAUCGCUACAUUUACGUGCUCCCGAAUUGCGUUGUCAAAAAGCCACUGGCUAUAGGUGAAACUGGGUAUCAAGGCUAUAAACCUGAAGUCGAGACCGUUCUUCAGCGUGAUGAGAAUGAGAUCGAGGCUAUGAAGCUUGUCCAGGAGUACACAAACAUUCCGAUCCCACAGGUCUUACACCGUGGUGAAGGGUUUAAUGUCUUCGAACGAAUUCAGGGCAUUACUGUCAACGAGAAGUCCAUUUGGGAUAGCGUGAAUCCUCGCCAGCGGGAGGCAAUCCGUCCCCAGGUUCAAGGUUUCAUACAGCAACUUGCAGCAAUACCGAACCUCACAGGCGAGGUCAGAUCGCUCGUCCCAUCCGGUCAAAUCUUCCACCUUCAAUUACCCAAUGGUGGACCUUUCAAAUCUACCGAGGACUUCAUUAAGGCUUAUGCUGACCACAGCGUACUGGGCGCUAUUUCCCCUGAGAGCAAACCUGUCUUCUCUCACAUGGAUCUUGAUCUAUCCAACGUCAUUUUGCAUCCAAAUCUUGAUAGUGUGGCUGGGGUAAUUGAUUGGGAAAGAGCUUGCUUCUUUCCUGAAGGUGGCAGAAGCGUUCAUCACAUGUGCCAUCAGUGGCCUGGCUGGGGGACACUCUUCGAUGGUCUGGAGUUGUAA
Messenger RNA from Clonostachys solani, 723 nucleotides. NCBI's taxonomy places the organism in Eukaryota, Fungi, Ascomycota, Sordariomycetes, Hypocreales, Bionectriaceae. The record is from the annotation of a GenBank genome assembly.